Molecule: messenger RNA, 1736 nt
Organism: Syngnathus acus (greater pipefish)
Lineage: Eukaryota; Metazoa; Chordata; Actinopteri; Syngnathiformes; Syngnathidae
Product: glycine N-acyltransferase-like protein 3
Exons: 7
Coding region: 184-1017 (277 amino acids)
Cellular component (GO): mitochondrion
Molecular function (GO): glycine N-acyltransferase activity
Source: RefSeq, a predicted model, not a curated record
AACGGUAUUGCAUUGCUUCAAGCCUCCUACUGGAGAUUAUUUCCUGCCCCCUCCUUCGUAAGCAAAGAAGACUUUCAUGAUUUCAUAAGAGGAUACUUCUUCAGCAUUAGUAGUCAAGUUUAUUUGGAGGAAAGCGCAGUGAAGCUUGCUUUAAAAAAACACAUUGGAGUCAAGCAAGCAAAUAUGAAGGUCCUCCAAAAAGAUGAGCAAAUGACUGCUGAGACUGUUCUGCUGAAACACUUACCCAAGAGUUAUCAGGUCUAUGGACUCUUACAUGCUUGUAACAGAAACCCAACUUGCAUACAGUUCAUUGUUGAUACUUGGCCCGAUUUUAAGGUCAUUCUUUGUCGUCCUGACCCGCAAAACAAACAAGCCUCAGACUGGGGAAAAAAGUUAAUGUUCUACACCUCAGAUGAGAAGGUGUUGAGGAAAAUGUUAUUAGAAGAGGAUUUAAUCGACUGGAGCAAUUAUGUUAUUAUUGGAGGCUUUGAAAGUUCUCACACCUCCAUGGUCAAAGAGGUUUUCACACAGAGACGAGUCAACUACGAACUUCUGGCUUGUGCACAUCUUUUUUAUUUACCGGAUAGUAGCCAUCUGGUCACACCAGCUUUUGACAGUGAUAUUAAAUCAAGGAUUUCAUCCCUCGAUCUUUCUCAUGCUCAUCUGGUGAAUCAAACCUGGAAGUUUGGCGGGGGUGAAAUAGGCUACAAGAAAAUUGUAAGACAAAUCAGCAACUUCCCUUCUUAUUGCAUCACUGAUGACCAGGGUCAGCCUGUAUCGUGGCUGCUUUUGCACGAAUACAUGGCGAUGGGCAUGUUGUAUACUGCACCUGAGCACAGACGAAAAGGCUACGCCUCUGUCCUGCUCUACACUAUGGCCCAGAGACUCCUUGCUGAGGGCCACCCAGUGUUCUGCUAUGUAGAGGAAACCAACACAGUCCCAUUUAAGCUAGUUAAAAGCCUGGGUUUCAUCGAGGAUCCCUCUUACAGAGACAUAUGGGCUAAGUUUGACGCAUGAUUUUAACAAGCAACUUUCAUAUGAUCAGAUAAACAAAACUUGUGAUUUCACUUGCUUGUACGCAAUGAACCUGUGGCAUUUAUAUGAUUUAUUUCUGAUAAGCUGCUUCGUGAGAUGGGCUAACUCACCUGCUUGGCUAUUUGAUUUGAAAAGAAACAAUGACCUUACAUGACCUGCUUACCUGACUGCUUAAGUUACAAGUUAUACUUUUACUGUUUAACCACAGACAAUGUAAAAAAAAAAUCAAAGUAUUUCAGCUCUUCAUAUCAAGAAAUAUUGUAUCCUAUUGCCUGUAUGUAUGCAGAGUUUAUAACUGUUCUUGACCAAUGUUAAAAUACCUUAACUAUCUGUAUACAAAAACUGUAUAUAAAAUGUUUAACCAGCCUCUUGUGGCUCACUGAAUGUGAAUGACAACAUUAUUUCCUAUCCUGAUUUGCAUUUAUUGAGAAGACAGUGAUGUUCUUCCCAGCUGUUCUGUGUCAAGUAUAUUUUAAGGUCCCAUUUGUAUGCGCAGCAAUUUUCACGAGACUAUUCCAACAUUACUGUUCUUGAAAUCUGGUGCGGAAUUCUCCUUGUCCUUCCGUGGGUUUUCUCCAGAUAUUCUAACGACAAACAAAAAUAUAUCACCUUUCACUGGAUCUGAAAUCAAAACAACAAAUAUGAAUAUAAUGGUAAAUCAUCUUGUAUCAAUGACAUGUUACUAAAGCCCGUAACAGUUA